Messenger RNA from Nicrophorus vespilloides, 1132 nucleotides. It is a transcript of the gene H2.0, whose product is annotated as homeobox protein H2.0. Gene Ontology annotation, biological process: regulation of DNA-templated transcription. The transcript is spliced from 2 exons. Bases 353 to 1039 code for a protein of 228 amino acids. NCBI's taxonomy places the organism in Eukaryota, Metazoa, Arthropoda, Insecta, Coleoptera, Silphidae. Gene Ontology annotation, molecular function: sequence-specific DNA binding; DNA-binding transcription factor activity, RNA polymerase II-specific. The record is from RefSeq and is a predicted model, not a curated record.
GAAAGGAUAUAAGCGUUUGAAAGAUACUCUGCACAUGGUGAUUCAGACACCGCCUUGAAUACAAGAAGCAAAACCCAAUGAAAUAAAUACGAGGUUCCACGCUCCUCCCAGACUCUCGGCUCUCCCGAGUCGCGUGUUGCUCAUUACACUUCAUUAGUACUAGAUUAGUGACGAUUAACUCGAGAGAGUGAGAGGAUCGAUGCACCUCUUCUUCGACGACGACGACGAUCGAACGCGCACCGCUCACACGCACACACCUACCACACGCACCGUCGUCAUCUUCAAGACCGAAGACCAACUUCUUCAGGAGGAAAAACUCUUUUCAAUUGAAAUUAACAAUAUAAAUUGAGCGAUGAACUCGUCGAGCGUCGACGCAAAUUCGCGUUCGGCGAAAUUGAAAUUCGGCAUCGAUAGGCUGCUGAGCUCUGAUAAACCUAGUGGUAAACAUCAUCUACAUCAACAUAGACACCUGGAGCAGUACGGAUACGCGAAGAACUCUUCAUCAUCAACAAACGUCGUCUCCAACAGUUCUGUGAUAGUGCCGUGCUCGGAUUGCGUUACGUCGAUGUUCAGGUGCUGCAGUUUGAGUCCUAGCAACCAUCACCAUCAUCACCAUCACCAGGACAACGGCAGCGCGUAUCCCGGAAUGCCGCCAGGAAGUGUAUACACGAUGCAGCCGAUCCGACCGUUCGCCACAAGACCAACAGUUCGAGUGCCUUUGCCGCCUUCUUCGCCGCCGACAGUGACGCAACCCAAUGGGAAACGGAAACGCUCCUGGUCCAGGGCCGUCUUCAGUAAUCUUCAGAGGAAGGGUCUGGAGAGGCGCUUUCAGCUGCAGAAGUACAUUACGAAGCCGGACAGACGUCAGCUGGCUGCAACCUUAGGACUCACCGACGCUCAGGUGAAGGUAUGGUUUCAGAACAGAAGGAUGAAGUGGCGUCACACCAAGGAGGCCGGUAAAGGCUCCAGCGAUAGCCCCGCCGAUUCGACGCAGGACGAGUUGCUCAUAGAUGUCGAUACCGUCUCUGAAAACGACUGACAGAUCACCCGUCUCGCACAGAAUGCCAUCGACAAACUGUACAAACGCCAAUCUUCCGCCAAGUCUUCUUCUCGAUUAAAUCUUAAAACUAAG